Cryptococcus deneoformans JEC21 is the source of this 1595-nucleotide messenger RNA. RefSeq names its product Isovaleryl-CoA dehydrogenase 2, mitochondrial precursor, putative. Lineage: Eukaryota; Fungi; Basidiomycota; Tremellomycetes; Tremellales; Cryptococcaceae. Bases 20 to 1294 code for a protein of 424 amino acids. The record is from RefSeq and is a predicted model, not a curated record. The transcript has 15 exons. Gene Ontology annotation, molecular function: 3-methylbutanoyl-CoA dehydrogenase activity; flavin adenine dinucleotide binding. Gene Ontology annotation, biological process: L-leucine catabolic process.
UUCUUUAUACCACAACAUCAUGUACAUUACUAGAGCGAGGAUGAUGCUACCCAAAGCACAUGCCUGCAGCCGUCUUUUGUGCUCCUCCUCUCGUCUGGGUACUAGGAGACGCUACUCGUCUUACAAUACAGCUGUCGCCGGCCUAACUGAAGCGCAAGAAGAGUUCCGAAGUGUCGUUCAACAUUUCGCUCAGAAAGAGAUCGCCCCAAGAGCGGCUGAAAUCGACCGGACCAACAAGCUCCCGCAGGACAUAUUUCCAAAACUCGGCGAAAUGGGCUUGCUCGGCGUGACGGUACCUGAGAGAUGGGGAGGACUAGGGCUGGGCUACUUAGAGCAUACCAUUGCCAUGGAAGAAAUCAGUCGAGCAUCAGCCAGUGUGGCUCUCAGUUACGGGGCACAUUCAAACCUCUUAGUCAAUCAGCUAGUGAGAUGGGGUACUGAGAAGCAAUUGAGCAAGUACCUUCCACCCCUUCUUACUGGCAAGCACAUCGGGUCGUUGGCAAUGUCAGAGCCCAAUGCCGGGUCAGACGUAGUGUCCAUGCGCACCAGUGCAACCAGGAGUGAUGAAGGAGAAGGCUGGAUUAUGAAUGGCAGUAAAUGCUGGAUCACUAAUGCCCCAGUCUCGUCCACCUUCCUCAUUUAUGCCAAGUCAGACACCAAUGUGGCCCCUUCCAAAGGGAUGACUGCUUUUCUGGUGGAGAAAGGCUGGAAAGGAUUUGAAGUGGGCGAAGGCUUGGACAAAUUUGGAAUGCGCGGAUCUCCCACGGCAGAGCUGUUUUUUGACAAUGUCAAGAUCCCAGAAGAAAACGUGCUAGGUAAAGUGGGAAAUGGGGCUUUAGUAUUGAUGUCUGGGCUUGAUCUUGAGCGAUUGGUGUUAAGUGGCGGGCCGUUAGGCAUCAUGCAAGCUGCCCUAGACAUGGCUUUAGAAUAUACUCACGAGCGAAAACAGUUUGGCAAACAGAUAGGAACCUUCCAAUUAAUGCAAGGGAAGCUCGCUGAUAUGUACACCAAGCUGAGUGCCUCUCGUGCGUAUGUAUACGCCGUUGCUCGCGCUUGCGAUGCAGGGAUGAUUUCUCGCAGAGAUUGCGCUGGCGCUAUUCUUUAUUCUUCGGAUAGAGCUGUUGAAGUAGCUAUCGAAGCACAACAAUGUCUGGGAGGCAAUGGUUACAUCAACGACUAUCCCGCGGGUCGUCUUGUACGGGACAGCAGACUAUACACGGUCGGUGCCGGUACGCAAGAAAUUCGGAGGAUGCUGAUUGGAAGAGAGUUCAACGAGGCGUUAAGCGGGUUGUAAUAAAAAGGUCAAGUAGAAUAAAAAUACGUAUCAACCGUUUAUUUAGUGCUUCUUGCCCGCUGCUGAAGGGUGGUGGAGCCGACGCGAGUUGGGGCGGAGCCGUUCUUGCCGCGGAAAUAGCAUCCGCAAUCCGAAUUAAUUGCUAACAAACCAAAUCGACUGUGUAUGUAAUUCAGUUCGGAAUUAAUUAGAAUCUUUCAAAAGGGGAUGAUGUGCUUAUAGGGCUUACUAAUAUGGACUGCAUGUGAUCAGACAUUUUGUUUGAGCAUGUCCAUCCUUGGCCUAUGCAGCUCUUUCGCCA